CCCUCUGCCCUUCUCAGUAGGCGGAGGAAGAGGUGAAUGGCGGGAACGUAGCAAUCCUUCCUUCCAACCUCACCUGUUCUUGAUGGUUCACCUGCCCCUUCUUCUCACACAAACAAGAGGCUCUCGAAUGUUAUUGCUUUUGGCCUUCUCCUGUCCGCCUCCCCUUUCCAAGUUGGAAUUGGCUAAUAAGACGAACGGCCUUUAUUUUUAACCUCCUCCUCUCAGUUGAUGGUGUGUUUUUUUAAUAGUCAAACGGUUUGUUAUCUGUCUGUUCACCACUACAAGCGCAGUAGCGUCUCCAAGAGCAGCGCUUUACUCGCCACGCCACGCCAAAAACGAGCGAGUGGCAACAUUUGUUUACAUAUAGCUGUGGCCUGUGAGAGACUAGGAUCUAACCGGUACUGUAUUCCAUGAACCCCACUUGUGCUCUCUUUGCUUUGUGGAAGUGGCUAGCUGAGCUGUUACACUGACAGUAGGUUAAGUACUACCCUUUUCCAAAGCUUCACAAUGCAAAGCACGAUAAGAUCAUUCUUCCAGCCCCUGGCACGAAUGAAGCCUGGAAAAGAGACGACAGAGAAGAAUCACCUGCAAGAGGAACUUACCCCCAAAAGGAAACUAUUAGAUUCGGAACCACUGGUAAAUGGUACACCACUCCGUGCAGAUUCACCAGUGAAUUCUGAAGCCCCAAAAGCCACCCAGGUCCUUAACAAUGAAAAGGAUUUUGGGAAACCAAGAGGACAGGAUACAGAGGCAGAUGAUAACAAGCAGGCAUCUGAUUGCACUCCUGAGGAAAAUAUCCCUGCAGAGAUCAUCUCCUCAAGCACCAGCCCAGCUGCAACUAAUUUGCCCUCACCCACCAGCAUGCCCCGGCGCAGAACUGCCCGCAAGCAGCUCCCUAAACGUAAAGCAGAGGAAGAAGACAACAGCCACGAUACCUUGCAGGAGGACCCUUGUACCAAAAAAUGGAAGGGAGAUGACAAGGAUGGAGAGGGCUCAGAAGGGGAGCCAGAUGAGAAGCCCAUGGAGGCAGAAGAAGUGAAAGAUGAGAAUUCAAAACUGGUAGAGAAAAAAACAAAGAGAGAUGCAAGGGAAGAGAUAGCACUAGCACCCUCUAAACCAUCCAGCAAGCCCAUCUCUAAUUUUUUUGCUCCUCGGAAGGCCUCUGUAAAGAUAGAGAAAAAACAAGCACCUGUGAUGGGAGAAAACAUGCCUGCACCAAAGAGCCAUAAAGAAGCUAAUAGCCAUGCUAUUACCACAGCUGGCUGUUCUGCCAAGCCAUCUCUUACACUUGACCCUGCAGAUUACAACCCUGCAAAGGAUAACUAUCAUCCUUUAAACGAUGCUUGUUGGGGCCCUGGCCAUAGAGUACCAUACCUGGCUGUGGCCCGUACCUUUGAGCGGAUUGAGGAGGAGUCUGCCCGACUGAAAAUUAUAGAAACCCUGAGCAAUCUGUUCCGCUCCGUGAUUGCCCUCUCUCCAGAAGAUUUGCUGCCCUGUGUCUACCUCUGUCUCAAUCGGUUAGGCCCAGCAUACGAGGGCCUUGAGCUGGGUAUCGGCAAAACCAUCCUCAUGAAAGCUCUAGCUCAGGCUACAGGUCGUCAGUUGGACCAGAUCAAGGUAGAAGCGGCAGAGAAAGGAGACCUGGGUUUGGUUGCUGAGAGUAGCCGCACCACACAGGGCACCAUGUUUGCCCCACCCAAGCUUGGUGCUGCUACUGUGUUUGGCAAACUUCAAGCAAUUGGGCGCAUGAUGGGAAGCUCUUCCAUGAACAAGAAGAUUGACAUUAUCAAGGCUUUGUUUGUUGCUUGUCGCCACUCAGAGGCUCGCUAUGUUGCUCGGUCACUGGAAGGAAAACUGCGGAUUGGGUUAGCAGAGCAGUCUGUCCUGUCAGCAUUAGCCCAGUCAGCAUCACUCACUCCUCCAGGACAAAAAUUUCCACCAGAAGUUCUGGAUGCUGGAAAGGGCAAGUCUGCAGAAGUGCGCAAAGCCUGGUUGGAUGAGAGAGCCUUGAUUGUUAAGCAGGCCUUCUGUGAGCUGCCAAAUUACGAUACCAUUGUGCCUGUCCUUCUGGAGCAUGGUGUGGAGAAUCUGCCUCAGCACUGCAAGAUCACACCAGGAAUUCCCCUGAAGCCCAUGCUGGCUCACCCAACCAAGGGAAUUGGGGAGGUGUUAAAGCGCUUUGAAGAGGCAGCUUUCACCUGUGAAUACAAGUAUGAUGGAGAGCGAGCACAGAUCCACAUUCUGGAGAAUGGAGAAGUGCACAUCUACAGCCGGAAUCAAGAGAACAACACAACCAAGUACCCUGACAUUGUCAGUCGUAUCCCCAAGGUAAAAAAGAGCACUGUGCAGUCGUGCAUCUUGGAUGCGGAGGCCGUAGCCUGGGAUCCUGAUUCCAAACAGAUCCAGCCAUUCCAGGUACUGACCACCCGCAAGCGCAAGGAUGUAGAUGCUACAGAGAUCCGAGUGCAGGUUUGUGUGUAUGCAUUCGACAUGCUCUACCUUAAUGGACAGUCUCUAGUCCAGAAACCCCUAUCUCAGCGCCGGGCUUUACUGCAUGAUUCCUUCAAUGAGGCUGAAGGACAGUUCCUCUUUGCCACCUCCAUGGACACUAGUAACACUGAUGAGAUAGCAGACUUCCUGGAACACUCCAUCAAAGACUCGUGCGAGGGGCUAAUGGUGAAAACACUGGAAGUGGAUGCCACAUACGAAAUUGCAAAAAGAUCCCACAACUGGUUGAAGCUUAAAAAAGAUUAUCUGGAAGGUGUUGGGGACACCCUGGACCUGGUGGUGAUUGGUGCCUAUCUGGGCAAGGGCAAACGUGCAGGCAUAUAUGGUGGUUUCCUCCUGGCCUGCUAUGACGAGGAAAGCGAGGAGUUCCAGAGCAUUUGCAAGAUUGGCACUGGAUUCACAGAUGAGGACCUAGAAAAACUCCACACCUCUCUCAAGGACCAUGUGAUUCCACAGCCACGGCCAUACUACCGCUGGGGUGGGACAGCAGAGCCUGACCACUGGCUAGAGGCCCAGCACGUCUGGGAGGUGAAGUGUGCUGACUUAUCCAUUUCUCCUGUCCACAAAGCAGCAAGUGGUUUGGUGGAUGAAGAAAAGGGCAUCUCUCUCCGCUUCCCCAGAUUCCUACACAUCAGGGACGAUAAGAAACCAGAGGAGGCCACUGCAAGUACCCAGGUGGCUGAGUUGUACCGGAAGCAACAGCAGAUCCAGAAUCAGCAGUCGGUUGAAAAAAGCGAUGAUUUCUACUAACGGUCCUGUUCAUCUUAUUGUGAAAAUAUUUUUCCUCAACCUAUCUUGAACUGAGGCUAGAGCCUCUAUGCCCUCUUCAGACUUUUGUCUUAUGAAUCUACCCCACCUACGGAACUUGGGUAGAGAAUAUGCUGAGGCUUGUACUGAUAAUGCCCUGCUGCCUUCCCUUUGCCUGUCAAGUUGUAGGCAAGUUUUGAGUUGAUGACUCUCUGUUAAUAAAUCUUGGUAUUUUGGGGUUACUGCCUGUA
Molecule: messenger RNA, 3506 nt
Organism: Rhineura floridana
Lineage: Eukaryota; Metazoa; Chordata; Lepidosauria; Squamata; Rhineuridae
Gene: LIG1
Product: DNA ligase 1
Exons: 27
Coding region: 508-3258 (916 amino acids)
Biological process (GO): Okazaki fragment processing involved in mitotic DNA replication; DNA recombination; DNA biosynthetic process
Cellular component (GO): mitochondrion; nucleus
Molecular function (GO): DNA binding; ATP binding; DNA ligase (ATP) activity
Source: RefSeq, a predicted model, not a curated record